Labrus mixtus (cuckoo wrasse) is the source of this 8540-nucleotide messenger RNA. It is a transcript of the gene ccdc141, whose product is annotated as coiled-coil domain containing 141. The record is from RefSeq and is a predicted model, not a curated record. NCBI's taxonomy places the organism in Eukaryota, Metazoa, Chordata, Actinopteri, Labriformes, Labridae. Bases 357 to 7802 code for a protein of 2481 amino acids. The transcript is spliced from 28 exons.
CUCUCUCCCUCCCCUCCCCCCCCCCCCCUCUCCCUCUCUCUCUCUCUCCCUCUCUCCCUCUCUCCCUCUCUCUCUCUCUCUCAGCUGUGUUUGUUGUCUGUGUUUUUGGCUCCACACUUUCCGGAGCGGAGGGAAACGUGUCUCAGGAGAUUCAACUGUUCACAUUAAAACACCCAGAACCUACUGGACUCCGGCUGUUUGAUCGCAGUGAAUCAGGCUCAGAGGGGUUCAUACUGACGAACACACCGACACAAAGUGGUUCACCUUCAGGUCAGGAACUGAAAAUAUCUGCAGAGAUGAAGGAGAAACAAACAACAUAUUCCCCAUUUUCUAUCAGGAUUUAAUCUUUGAUCAUGAUGAUCGGACGGACCGAGGAGACACAUGGAGGACACGAGGAGACACAUGGAGGACAGGAGGAGACACACAUAGGACACGAGGAGACACAUGGAGGACAGGAGGAGACACAUGGAGGACACAAGGAGACACAUUUAGGACAGGAUGAGACACACGGAGGACACAAGGAGACACAUGGAGGACACAAGGAGACGGGACGGAGAGCUGGACCUUCAUUCACCACUCUGAGCACCAUCGCCGUCCAGGCCGGCCAAUCACUGAUCGUCGUCUCUGUCCUCAAGAGUGGGUCUCUGGUCCACCUCCAGCUGGUUCAGGUCCAUCCAGGUCUCUGUGAGAUCGGAUCAAACCAGGAAGAAAACCAGAUCCUGAUCCAGGAGCAGCAGCAGCUGCUGGUGAAACUGAAGAAACAUGAGAGGGAGGUGCUGUCUGUGGUAGAGAGGACGGAGCGGAGGAAACAGAGGAGGAGCAGAAAACAGGAGGAGGAUGUGCACAGAGCCAUGACGGGCUCUCUGAAGGAGGGAUGGUCGCUGCUUCUCCGCCUGCUGGAGAGACGACAGGAAGUGCUAACACUGACUUCUGAAUUUUACUGCCGAGCGAUGGAGUUUGCUGCUAUUAUCAACAGACUGGAAGAUCUACAGAUCAGCACAGACGAGGACAGACUGAGAGAAGUGCAGCUCACAUACGAGUCCACGAGGAGAGAUCUUCUGGGUAAAUCCCUGCAGGUUAUAACGAGCAGCAACUCUCUGCUAAAGAAACUAAGACAUCUGCAGAGGACUGAGGCCCUCCAAAGGAGAGGAGGAGUACUGCAUGAGGAGGAGGAAGAGGAGGAGGUGAAAGCUUUUGAGCGCAGCCGGGGGGCGGUGUUGAGACUGGAGGAGCUGGUGGAGACGCUGCAGGACCGGAGAAGGAGGGCAGACCAGGACACCAUGCAGCAGCUUCAACAGGCGGAGAAGUUGAUUAUGAUCCAUGAGGAAGAACGAGAGAGGAGCAGAGAGGCAACUUUUGAAGAUUGGAGACUGACAGUUGACGAGAUCCUGGACCAGAACCAGCAGUCUGAACCAAAAUCAAGUGGGGGUCCAGAUCUGAGGACAGAAUCCAGAACCAAAGAAACCAUAGACCUGAAAUCCGUACCCCCAUCAGAGGAAGAGUCAGGAGUCUGUAGACCAGAUUUAACCAGAGACCAGGAGCCUGGAUCUAGAUCAGACCUGCAGUCUGGCUCCAGGUCAGGUCUGCCUAACGAACUUGGAUCAGAGGAAACCAGAGUUCUUAAACCUGUAUCCAAAACAGGAGCUACCACACCACCCCCAAACAGGUCUAGAUCAGACCUGCUGUUAGAGUUCAGAUCAGAGGAGACCAAAACCUCCAAACCAGGAGUCGGAUCUGACCUGAAGCAAGGUUCCAGAUUACAUCUGAAACCAGAGCAGACCAAAGACUUGCUUUCCAUAUCCACAUCAGCACAAAAAUCUGGAUUAGAGUCUGAUCUGCGGACUGGAUUAAAGUUAAAACCUAAAUCUGGACCAGAGGAAUCUAGAAACCCACCACCUUGUUUCAAACUAAACCUGAAGGCUGGACCUGCAUCAGACCAGAUAUCGGGAUCAGGAUCAAACCUGCAACCAGAAACCAGAUUAGAUGUAAAACCUCCAUCCACAUUGGAGUCAACCAAAGACUUGGAGCCUGGAUCCAGAUUAAAGGAGAUCAAAACCCUGAAGUUUGGGAUCAGAUUAAACCUGAACUCUGGAUCUAGAUCAGACCUCCAAUCUAGUCCUAAACAAGAGGACACCAGAGACCUGGAGCUAAAGACUCCAGACCUAAACUAUGAAUCCAGAUCAGAUCUAAAGCCAGCAUCUGUUCUAUUCACACAUACCAGAGACCUAGUACCUGGAUUAAAAGUGAACUUGAAGACUCAAUCCAGAUCAGAUUCUAAAUCAGAGGCCACAGAUGUGGAUUCUUUAGUCUGGUCAGAGAAAACCAAAAACUUUGAGACUAGAUUCCAACCUGAUGGAAAGCCUGAAUCCAAAUCACAUCUUAAACCAGGACCUAGCUCAAAGGAAACCAAGGACCAACAAGACCUGACCACAGAGAGUCAGUCCGAAUCCAGUUUAGUUCUGAAGUCUGGAUCCAAACCUGAGGAGACCAAAGACCUCCCACCUAGAUCAGGAUCAGACCUGCAGUCAGAGUUCAGAUCUCAGGAGACCAGAAACAUUGAUUUAGAACCUAGACAAGAAGGUCAGCUGGGAUCUAGAUCAGGUCAGGAGCCUGGACAUGGUCGAAAGGAGACCAGGAACCUGCAGCAUGGAUCCAGAUCGGAGGAGACCGAAGACCUUCAAUCAGAAACUGGACAAGAGGCUGAAGAUGUUCAUUUAUCUGAACUGAAUCUGAAACUGAAGGAAACCCAACAGAAACGAGCGGCGACUACUGUCAGCAGGCGAGAUGCAAGGCAAGAGAGCAUGCUGGGAAAGGAGACUGAAAUUGCAGAAGACCACGCCCACAUAGCGAUCCUGACCAAUCAGAGACAGCAGCUGCUGUCAUCAUGUGAACACCUCUUGGACAAGGUCUGGAGCUGGCUGCAGCAGGGCAGCAGUGUUCUGUCAGACAGCAGUGAAGUCGGACAGCGGCUCUGUGAGGCUGAACACACCCUGAACAAACACCUGCAGCUGCAUGCACAGGCUGAGUCUGCAGGUCAUGAUGCAGGGAACAUGAAGCAGAUCCUGGAUCAGAUCAAAGCUCUGCACACACAUUCAACCAGCAGAACCAGUCCCCGGCCUCGCUGUGAACCCAGUGGACACCCGUCCCCUCUGAAGGUGAUGACGGAGCAGCUGAAGACAGGCAGCGCAGGAAGAGCCAACACAACUCAGCCGGGUCUACCUGCUGACCUGACUCCUUCUUUCAGUCCUGAACUUACUGAUCGAGUUCAUCAGGUCUUGAAGGAGCUGCAGAGUUUAGACAGAAAGAUCGACUCAAACCUGCAGCUGCUUCGACCGUACGUCUCUUUCCUCAGGACAGCACAGCAGGUGGAGGAGGAGAUGGAGAUCUACAGAAGCAGCCCGGAGGAAGAGAAGAAGCAGAAGAGGCCUGAUAGCUGUAACAUCACGAUAAGUAACACAUCCAGCUCAGCAGUGAAGAAGAAGCAGGCCGACGCCUCCUGGCAGGAAACGCUACAGAGGGUUCUCAUGUGUCAGGAACUGGGAAACAACUUGGUCAACUCUGUUUCCAAGGUGUCAGGGGUCGUGUUAAACGUAAAGGUAGUGGUGUCGGAGGUUCAGCAGACUAUGGAGCGACUCAGCAAAACCAAACAGGAAGUGAACAAACUGCUGACUCAGCAGCAAAAUGACACCAUGCUACAGCAGGAGUACUGCAGGAAACAUCAGGAGAGAUUCCUCAAGACUCUGCAGGACUUAAAGUGUGUCUCUGAGCUGCUGGACUCCUGCACUCAGAUGGAUCUGGGCUCAGACCUGCAGACCUCCAGGCUGCUGGAGCACUUCACACAGGCCGGACCACAUUUUAAGCAACUGGACGCUGAGGUGGAGUUCACGUUGAAGAGCUGGGAGACUCUUAGACAAGUCAGGCCGGAGGUGACGGAGUUGGGAGGACCGUCAGUAAGGGAGGAGGAUCUAUCAGAGCUGCUGAAGCUUCAUGAGAGGGUGAAGAACAAGAUCCGUUACAGUGAGACCAUCCUGGACCUGACCAGGAGCUUCCACCUCAAGUCCAAACAGUUGGACGUGCUGCUCCAGUCUGACCCUGAGAGCUCAUUCACUGGUUUUAGUGGUUUAUGUGGAUCCAUCGAGGCUGAGAUGAGUCUGCAGAGACAGAAACAGCAGCAGAUCCAGAAUCUGUUGACAAAUGUCUCAACACUGAAGACGGACAUCUGCACAGAUGUCAACCAGAAAGGUGGUUUCAGGGUGGAGCAGCUGGAGGCUCGUCUUCUCUCUCUGGACUCUCUCUGCGUCUCCUCGCUGAAUGAAGCCAGACAAUGUGAGCAGAACCAGCUGCUGACCCGCCAGCUCAACAAUGACAUCAUCCAGCUUCGAGACUCCUUCAAAGAGCUGAAGAAGCGUUUCAGUAACCUGAAGUUUAACUACAUGAAGAGAAACGACCGGACCAGGAACACGAAGGCCGCCAGGAACCAGUUGCAGCAGGUGGAGAUGUACGAGGAGAAGUUACAAGUGCUCAGAAAACGUCUGCAGGGUGUGACAGCACGGCUGGGGACGGAGGUCAAAGAUGGGGGCGUGGCUCGGGAGGCUGAGGACGCCAUCAACGAGUUGCAGCGACAGAUGGGAGAGUUUGAACGAGGUGUCAGCGAACACCAGAAGACACUAGAGAUGACCUGCAAACUGCAGCAAGCCAUGGAGGAGUAUCAGUUCUGGUGCGAGGAGGCGAGCGCGACCAUCGCUCGCGUCAGGACAUUUUCGUCCGAGUGUCGCAGCACGGAAGCUGUCACCGUUCUCUACCAACAGUUUGAGAAGUUUGUGUGGCCAACUGUUCCUCAACAGGAAGAGAGGAUCAGUCAGAUCAGCGAGCUGGCUGUCAGACUGCACGGGGCGGAGGAGGGGCAGCGGUACAUCGAGAAGACGGUCAGCAAACACUCAGAGAUGGUGGCAUCCAUCAGAGAGCUGAGUGAUGGACUGUUGGAGCUGGAAGCCAAACUGAAGAAGGAGAACAAACAACAGGAGGAGGAGGAGGCAGAGAAAGAGAAAAAGGAAGAGGACGAGAGGAGAGACAGUAUGACGGAAGAGAAGGAUGUAGAGAAAGAGAAGAAGGGAAACAGGAAGUUAAAAAAGAAGGAACAGAGGAAUAAUCGCAGCACUCAGGAGAUGGCUGAAAUGUACGAGCUGAAGGAGACAGGCCACACCCCUGAGCUGACGGCAGAGCAUGAUGGGAAGGAGGUUCCCUUGAAGAGGCAGACAGCGGCCAAUAGGAAGCCUCCGUUGCAGAAGAGUCAGAGUCAGGAGGCAGAAACACAGACGGUCAUUUCGGAGAACAGCCGACAGCACACCUCCUCCUCCUUCUGCUCCACUCACACCUUGAGCCUCUCCUGCUCCCCUGUGUUGGCCAACCGAAGAAUCUACACCAUCCACAGCCAAUCACAGCCUGGCGAGACUGAGACCACGUCCCCUCUCCCUCUGAUUGGCCCGUCAUUCUCCGACAUCCAGAGGGCGUUCCAGAGGAAAGAGACAGCAGAACUGAGACAGCAGAAUGCAUCAGCAAGAGGUCUGUCAGAGACGGAGCUCCAGCAACAGGAAGUGAUGAUUGAGGAUUACCUCUCCAAUGACGAAUACGAGUGUGCAUCACCUGAUGAUAUCUCCCUACCACCGCUGGCAGAGACCCCAGAGUCCAUCAUGGUUCAAUCUGACGUCGAGGAGGGUGUUUGUUUCAGUUCCCACAGCGUCCACAUCAACCAGUACAGCCACCAGUACCAUGCCCAGUCAGAACAAAUUGGGAGUAGUUCUGCUUGUGGUGCAGUUCAACAGAGAGGGCCUAGUUGCCGAACUCCUCCCUCCAACCCUCACAGCAGCACCAGGCUUCGAUCGGAGUCAGGGUUGCUUGUCCAGAGUGUGUUGACAGUUCCUGCUUCAAGCCCACUCACCAGCACUUUGUGCAGCAUCCUGAUUACUAAGGAGAACAGCAUAGCCAACGUACCCCAGAGUGCUGACCACCCCCUGGGCGCCCAUGAACCAAGUUUACUCUCUGGAUCUAAUCCAGUCCAAAACAGCAGCACUGCAGACACUUGUUCUGACACAGACAAUAAAGUCCCUGAGAUAAAUAUACCUUUACAAAUUGGGCCCCAAAUAAAUAAACAUAAAAUUGAAUUUAAUCAACCUCAGACAACCACAGGUACCCAGGGUAAGAUCACUCCAAAUAUUGGUUCCAAAGGUGAGACCUCGCUCAAGACAGAUCCCUUUCCCCAGACAGCUGUGCUCAGUCACGGCCCAAUCAGCCCCCUGUUACGUUUUUAUCCUCUGCAUUCUAAUGAACUAAAUCCUGAUCUCCAAAGGGACAAGACCCUUCCACAAGACACUAGGAUCCUAAAAUCCUGCACUACUUUUUCUCAAAAGAAAACUUCCAUCUGUCAAGAAAAAAGUUUUACACAUUCUUUCCCUGCCUCUGGGAUGGGCCUCCAUCAGGAUACAGCUUCCUCCCAAACGGAGAAGGAAGCAUAUCCAGUCUCCACACCAAAAAGGACACUGGAGAGUAAAAACAGCACCAGUAUCAACACCAUUUACAGCCAAUCAUCCACUUCAAACAGUACUAGUACCUCGACAACGGCUUGCAGCAGCCCCAGGUCAUCCAAAGAAAGACCAGAGAGUAAGACGCUGUCCAAGACUGAGCCCGUCCUCAGCUGUUCAUAUUCUGCUCUUUAUAAAGACAGCAACCUUCCAGGUGACAUCAAAUCCAGUGAAACCUGUGUCCACACAAGUACGACGCUUUCAAGGGACAGCAAUCGUCCACAGUCUUCCCCUGAUUCAAGGAGUAACAUUGAUCAAGAUGUUCUUUACUCCCAGUCUAGCAAGGAGACAUCCUCACUAUCCAUGCCCCUAAGCCGCAGCCCGAUCACAAGUACUCCAGUUAUCCAACAAACCUUUCACAGUCAGUCCUUCCCUCAAGGCAGUUAUUGCAAUAUCCCUGAGGUCCAUGACGCAAUUAUUCCACAGCCAAAUUGUGUUAGCAACAUCAGUACAUCCCUCAGCACCAUCACCAGUACUAAUAGAUUCAGCAGCGAGCAGAGCCACAAGGCAGUCCACUCCAUCUGCGGGUCUACCUGUACCCAGCAGUGUGUGCAUGGCCCUGGCAUGACGCCCGGCAGCCCUGCCGAACCUGCAGCUCCUUCUCAGCCCAAAGCACACACCCUAGCUUUGGCACAGCAGGCUAAUCCGCAUGCUACCCCACUGUCCUUUCCACCUCAUCUACUAACUCCAGACCAAGACCCAAACAUUUGCCAGCCCAUGGCCAUCCGUGAGGAGAUCAAGCUAACUCCUCAGAUCCAAGGGCCUCCCCUUCCUGCUCCUCAUCCUCUCCCCGAGUCCCUGGCCGAGUCUCUUCCCCAGGGAAAAGCCUCUAAACCUGGCCCACCCUGCUUUACCAGGCCCCUGUCUAGAGCCACCGUUAUGGAGGGCUCUCCAGUGACGCUAGAGGUGGAGGUGUCGGGACACCCAGAGCCCGCACUCACCUGGUCUAAAGAACAAGAGUCGUCAGGCACUGGCCCAGGCCGAGCGCUCGCCUUGGAGGACGGGGAACAUUUCCAAUAUAUCCCAGAGGCAUCAUACUCAGAAGAGGAGUCGUACGAGGCCCACGCUGCCAAACAUCUUGAGUCCGAGCAGUCAGCUGGAAUCAGCAGCAGCUGUGACAAGUGGCUGGUGACAGAAGUGUUUGAAAUCAUGAGUGUGGACUGGCACACCUGGUUUGGUACGCUGUGUGUUCUGUUGUGGCUGCUCUACCUGAUACUCCUCUGAUUACUCUUUUCCAUUAAAGGAACUUAAAACCUGGAACUAAACUUUAACCUUUAAUGCCCUGUCAAGGUGUGUUCAGACCAAAAUUAAACUUAGAGAAAUUACUGAAAAACUCAUGAAAGUCUGAGAACUGAGAUUCUCCUGAAGUUAAAAAACAAGCAUUUUAAAGUUUUCCGCUUGUCAUCUUGCAGACAGAUCUGACAAAUCAUGAAUUCAUACGUUUUAGAUAUCAGAAUCAUGGUGUUAUUUCACCAUCUUCUCAGCCUCAAUUAUAUCUCGGACCGCCCUCCUAGAGGACCACAUGUGUACCUUGGGAGCGCACUAACCAAUAGGCUACUGGCAUUUCAGUCAUACAGAUUUCAGCCGACAUUUAAUUGGACCCGUAAGUGAAUUUGUUACUCUGUGGAGACGGAUGGAUAGAAGCUGAAACAGCUGAAACAGAACACCAUCAGAGAAAUCCUGGUUCUGAUCCUAGCUAACAGGUCUUCAGAAUGGGACCUGGUACUGAUCCUAGCUAACAGGUCAUCAAACUGAGACCUGGUACUGAUCCUAGCUAACAGGUCUUCAGAAUGGAACCUGGUACUGAUCCUAGCUAACAGGUCAUCAAACUGAGACCUGGUACUGAUGCUAGCUAACAGGUCAUCAAACUGGGACCUGGUACUGAUCCUAGAUAACCGGUCAUCAAACUGGGACCUGGUCCUGAUCCUAGCUAACAGGUCAUCAGACUGGGACCUGGUACUG